Trichosporon asahii var. asahii CBS 2479 is the source of this 1125-nucleotide messenger RNA. RefSeq lists its product as uncharacterized. The transcript is spliced from 2 exons. The record is from RefSeq and is a predicted model, not a curated record. The coding region runs from base 1 to 1125 and encodes 374 amino acids. Lineage: Eukaryota; Fungi; Basidiomycota; Tremellomycetes; Trichosporonales; Trichosporonaceae.
AUGGAAUUGGCCGAUGAGAAGGGUGUCAGCGGCACUGCCGUCAAGCGCAAGUCUGCUGGUGAGCACGCCAAGCAACCCAAGCGCCAGCUGCUCGGUACCACCUCGCUUCCUCCACCGGGUACUACCCCCACCCCCAGCCCCAGAACGCCCGCCAAUUCCACAUCGUCCAGCUCUUCAGCUGAACUGGACAUCUUGCGCAGCCAGCUGCAUGCUGCCAAAGCCAAAGCGCGUGCUUACAAGGAACGCAAUGAGGAGCUGGCCCACAGGGCGGAGGAAGCCAACCGCCUGGCUGCCGAUGCCGAAGACCAGCGCCUGGACGCUGUCUCCCGGGCUGAGGAUGCGGAAGAGCGUGCAGAGACAGCCAAGUCCGAGGCGGAGAUGGAAGUCGCCGAGUUGAAAGACGAGUUGGAUAAAGCUGAGAGAGAUGCUUGCGCCGCGGAGGAUAGAGUCGAGGAUCUGGAAGAACGCUUGGAGGCAGUCGAACGCGAUGCCCAACGCAGAAUCGCCGACGCAACAACGCAAGCCGCCAACUCGGAGGCCAUGGUUACGACACUGAAGCUUCUGCUGCAGGCCACUGAGCAGCGAGUCCAAACUCUCGAGGGAAUAGUCGCUCGCGUCGCUGGCGUGCUUCAAGAUGCUCCCAAGGACCUGUCCACAGCCACCUUCGCCGAGACAGAGGUUACGACCACGGAUCCUGACAUUACAACCCAUCACACUCUCGCAAUCCCGCGUCACAGUAUCAAUAGAAGGGACACUCUUCGUGAACAGUGGGAGAAGGUUCACGAUCUUAUUCAGGAUGUGUACAGUGAGGUGGAGAACAACCUCUGGAACACCCCCAUGGGAGACAGCAGCGAUGAACAGUCGGACGACUCGGAUGACACGGUGUAUUCUUCCCUUGCGCAGAAGAAGAGCGACGCGAAACAGCGCACUCGGCAGGCCUCCAUGUGGAUGGAGCGCGCGGACGCCCUUCUCGACCUCGACAAGGUGUACAAGUCUCAGCUCAAGGACUUUGCAGGCCCCGGCAAGAGCGGCGACCAGAUGGCAGACCGGUUCGCAAAGAACCUGCAGGAGUUGCAGAAGCAAGCUGAAGCGUUGCGCAAGGAAGUAGCGCAGGGCCACGACUAG